Messenger RNA from Staurois parvus, 435 nucleotides. The record is from the annotation of a GenBank genome assembly. NCBI's taxonomy places the organism in Eukaryota, Metazoa, Chordata, Amphibia, Anura, Ranidae.
AUGAUGGUUCUAGGACAUGAACCAAGGCAAACCACUUCAAAUCUUGGUCACUUAAACAAACCGUCUAUACAGGCAUUAAUUCAUGGCCUUAACAGACAUUAUUACUCUAUAACAAUCAACUACAGAAAGAAUGAACUGGAACAGAAAAUGCUGUUGAAUUUACACAAGAAGAGUUGGAUGGAGGGUCUGACACUUCAAGAUUACAGUGAGCAUUGUAAACUCAAUGAGACUGUGGUGAAAGAAAUGUUGGAGCUGGCAAAGAACUACAACAAGGCUGUAGAGGAAGAAGAUAAGAUGACCCCUGAGCAGCUUGCUAUAAAGAAUGUUGGGAAACAGGAUCCCAAGCGUCACUUGGAGGAACACGUGGAUGUUCUGAUGACCUCUAAUAUUGUCCAGUGUUUAGCAGCCAUGUUGGAUACAGUUGUAUUUAAAUAG